ACCUGCCUAGGGUGCAUAGUCAGUCAAACACAAUGCCUCUUCGAUGUGGGCUCCACAAAGGGCAUCUCGAUCCGUGCAAUCUUCCCACUCCACGACGGAGCGGAGUCCAACGAAUCGACCAGUGACAUCGCUCACAUGGUGACAUGGAGUCCACAGAAGCCUCACACACCUCCGUCCGACUCAGCGCCUCCACCGGCUACCCAAGAUUCUGAACUAGGAUCAGGCCGACGACGCGAUUGCACUACGUCUCCUCCACGCAAGCGGACUCGUGUCUCGGAUGAGCCGGAGAAUCGUGCUCUGAACGAGUCCGCUGCCGCGGCCGUUGAAUCUCUGCAGAGUAUUCUGACUGUGACUGGAAAUGAAGAACCCGCACUCCUCGGACGCCGCUUAGCAUUAGCAUUACGUCCUCAACAAGCAUCUUUCCAUAUCCGCAUCCCUCUUGACGCCCUAGGAAAUGCCGACGCACCGCACAUUCUCGACGAUCUGCCGUCCCCUUCGCAUACUCUACUCUCAUUCCGUACUGUGAUCCAUGUCUGCCCAGAUGGUGUCUUAGAUGUGUCGGGCUUCGGGUCCCAUCUGACUAAUUCCGAAGUUCUGAAGACAUUCCCCGACGGCUUGGCGCCAAUCCAGAAUCUUUCCUCAAAAACCUAUGACAUCUCGCAGAGACGCCGUGUCACCCGGCAUUCGGUCACACCUCGGCCUGCUGUUUCUCUACCUGCCAUAAUUUCGAAUGAUACAAGACACGAAGGGAUCUCAACCUCCAAUGAGCUGGACGAUCCUGGCUUUGGAGACAUUUUGACUCAUCAAUCGGCAUUAGCUCUCCUACGUACCGGCGUGAAGGAUCACACCAUCGCUGCCACCUGGUCAUUCGUCCGACCCAUUCUGGUCGGCGACGCUCUCUUUCAUUUGCGGCCGACUCUGCAAAUACACCCCGAUGGUAUUCUCCCACUCCCGGACCCUGACAACAUCCAGCGACGUCAUGCUCAGGCCAUGGCCCGAUCCAUCCCGUCGCUCAGUCUUUUGCCUAUCCCUUGCCCGAAAAUCGAUGUACUUUCGAUUGCGAGCCGACCGCACGACAUCUACACAUCCGACACCGUCGCAGCCAUAUUAUCUGGACUCGCGCUUUGCUUCAUGGCAACCCAUCCUAAUCAAUCAAUCUCCUGUGGGCUGUCUAUGAAGCCAAUAUCAGUCAUCGAUGCCGGCGUAGAAAUUCGGCAAGAUUGGGAAACGUCAGUGGUAUUCCUCAUGAAUCGCCCCUGCGGAGAAGAAGUCAAUCAGCAGAUCCGUGUAGAAUCUCUGGACCGUCUUUUUGGCGUGAUUCUGCUGGAUGGAUCGUGGGUUGCGGUCAGUUUGGUGAAAGACGACGAGGAUGUAGUCAUUUUCACCCAAAAGCCGUCACAGCCGCACCCCGACCACUCGACCGCAUCCGUGGUGGACAUGCUCCGAGAUGGGGCCCUCGGGGAGUUGGUAAAACGCUUCUUCCCCUCUGUCAGUCCUCGCUACCGAUUCAAACCACAGUUUUCAACGAUGACACCUGCCACUUCCGGACCCGUAGCUCUUCAGAUUAUCCGGUUACUGUUGCAACAGGGCGCGAUUGGCUCCAUGGCAUUGACCUUUGGGGGCCACUCGGAGCACGAACUUGAAAAACGAUGGCGUUUGCGGCAGGCAGAAUGGGCGGUGCAGCGACUGGAGGCGGAGCAGCAGCUUCGAGGGGUUUUGCAGCUCCUUGCGCGGAACCCUCGCACCGAUACUUGAUGACAUGCGUCGAGCCCUACACCGGUAUUGAGCAACCUGCCGUCUACCCGGCUGCGUACAGUUCGGAGACGACUCCGCCGCGAUUGCUCCAGGGGUUGCAAGUCUACACAACUGCAUGCAGUGUACGGCUCAUCGCUCCACGACCUCCUGGCGGCGCUCCCAACGAUCCUCA
This is a messenger RNA of Kockovaella imperatae, 1927 nucleotides long. RefSeq lists its product as hypothetical. The transcript has 5 exons. Lineage: Eukaryota; Fungi; Basidiomycota; Tremellomycetes; Tremellales; Cuniculitremaceae. The coding region runs from base 136 to 1755 and encodes 539 amino acids. The record is from RefSeq and is a predicted model, not a curated record.